CCUCCUAAGCCUGAACCCAUCGAGGUUAUUGAGCUCCCUCUCCCACCCAUAGUAGCGGACAGUUCCCCAGGAGCAUGCAAUGCCAGAAUCAAUCCUCGCGGCACCGGGUGUAUCGCCCAAGUGGGUGGCGGAUCGAGUCCCGAGACUGUUGGCAUCAUGGCUUCUGGAGACUUCCUGCCGGACAACAAACACGUCAUCAGCAUGGUGACGUUCACUGGAGCUCCUGCCGCGCCGAAUCCAUCCAGCAUUUACAACGGGGAACAGGUCAUCUUGAUCAAGACCGACGGCAGCAAAUUCUCGAACGGCGACUCCUGGAAGUGCGUCACCUGUGGGAUUCCCAGCGAACAUCGAGUCGGCAUGUCCACCAUGCUGGAUUAUCCCCAAGCAUUCGAUGAUGGAAAACGAAUUCUAGUCGGCGACAACGUGAUCGACUGUGGAGAACAUCUCCUCGCCAGCGACGGCUGUAAUCCACAAAACACCUUCAUCUACCCCAUUCGAUGGGAGACCACGGCACCGGGCUCGUCCACAGCAGGCGGUGCUAUGCGGGAACUCCGCAUCCACCCGGAUAGCAAGCACAUUGGCUUCAGUUCGUUCACCAACACAGGUGGAAAGCUAGGCCAGUUCGCCUACUUCGGCAGGCUGGUCUUCAACAAGAAUCCCUCCUCCGGCCUGCCCCUUGCGCCCCGCUACGACGUCCACAAUGUCACUGUGCUCUUCAACCCGGACAGCACUCCGCCUAUAUCAAUCAAAGGGAACGAGCUAUCUUUGAACCCUGCCGCCAUCACCGUCGGCGAGCUACGAGGCUUCAGCGGCAGAGGCAAGAAAGCCGUGUACGUUGGCAGUCCUCGGGAAUCAGGCAACACAGACGUCUUCUCCGUUGACCUACAAACCGGCACCAUCGACCGCCUGACAAACCACCCAGAGUACGUCGACCCCAUCGACGUCUCCCCAGACGACGAAUGGCUCGUAAUCCUCGACACCCGCGCAACCACCCGCCACAUGUUCCUCGCGGGUCUGCGCGACAUCCCCCCUAUAACCGACAUCGUGACCUCCCCCGUCACCACCGGCGUCCGCAACAACGGCCCCCGCCGCUUCUUCCAACCCUGGCUCCUCGACAAACACGGCGACCGCGGCACCUACCACGGCCAGAAGAUUAACGGUAACGCCAACGGCAUACCCGGCAGCUACGCCGUCAACGACCCCGAAUGGAACGCCAUGGCCGACCCCCGCUGGAGCCCCGACGGCACCGCCAUCGCCUACUGGCAAGCCCAAACCAUCGCGCCGUCCUGCGGCGGCGCGAACCCGCUCCCUUGCUACCCUUCUAAAGCACCAGGCGGCCGCACUUACCGCCUCAUGCUCGCCCGGCUGUCGAGCAGAAAGCCGCUGAAGCGCGCACGCGUCGACGAGGCGUCGGACGUGGUGCCGUGGGGUACGCCGUAUGUUCCUGGCGGCGCGAUACGCGCGCGCGAGGAACUGCCCGCUGGGAAGUACGUCCUAAAGGGCACGGCUGCUGGGUCUGUGGAUAUCAGUUUGAUCGCUGGCGGUAACUCAACAUCCGUGGACCAGGUCGUGGCGGUUUACCAUAACUACUCCACCGAUGGGCUGAAGUUCACUAAUGGGUGGGAGAAUGUCACGAGGGAGACGCUGAGUCCGCUUGUGAGCCGCACGCACUGGUAUAGUGAUCUUGUCCAGACGGGCCCGGACGGAUACGUGGCGACGAAGAAGAGCGGCCCGGGUGGGUGGCAUGCGGAGGUCAAUGUGAUGAGGAAUUUCUUGGAGGCGAAUGGCACGCUGGUGACGACGGUCGAGGGCGUGGAGUAUCUGCCGCCGAAGAGUGGUACGUAGGGAUGUGUUUAAUAGAUAGAUGGCACGACGUAGGUCAGAAGUUCGGCCGUGG
Molecule: messenger RNA, 1897 nt
Organism: Aaosphaeria arxii CBS 175.79
Lineage: Eukaryota; Fungi; Ascomycota; Dothideomycetes; Pleosporales
Exons: 1
Coding region: 157-1845 (562 amino acids)
Source: RefSeq, a predicted model, not a curated record